Syngnathus acus (greater pipefish) is the source of this 2251-nucleotide messenger RNA. RefSeq names its product solute carrier family 30 member 6 (gene slc30a6). The coding region runs from base 37 to 1647 and encodes 536 amino acids. The record is from RefSeq and is a predicted model, not a curated record. Gene Ontology annotation, molecular function: monoatomic cation transmembrane transporter activity. Gene Ontology annotation, cellular component: membrane. Lineage: Eukaryota; Metazoa; Chordata; Actinopteri; Syngnathiformes; Syngnathidae. Gene Ontology annotation, biological process: monoatomic cation transport; transmembrane transport. The transcript has 15 exons.
AGACUGACGAAGCAGAAGAAGCGGAAGCGCUCAACGAUGCACUCGCUGCAAAUGUCCACGUCGUCCGCGGCGGCGCCGUCCUACCACAAUGUGGCCGACUUUUACCCCAGAAAGUUGGGGCCCAAGCCCGACGUGGUUCCGUCCGGCGUGACCGAGCGGAAGGUGGGACCGCUGGACAAACCGGACAUGGUGGCGGUGGAUGUCAUCAACGUCGGCGAUCACGAAAUGCCCCCGAUGCACAAGAAAAAGCACGACACUUACGUCCUGGGCACAAUUCAUCCCUUCAGGAAGACACACAGGUCGUUUCCUGGAAAACUGUUACAAGAAUUCCGAUUGGUCACGUCUGACAGACGGUCAUGGAGGAUCAUGCUCUUUGGGUUCCUCAACCUGCUCUGCAGCGCCUGCCUGCUCGUCUGGUGCAGUUCCACCAACAGCAUGGCUCUGACAGCCUACACCUACCUGAAUAUCUUUGAACUCUUCAGUUUGAUCACGUGUCUGAUCAGCUCUUGGGUGAGCAUGAAGAAGCCCAGCCAGGUUUUCUCCUUUGGGUUUGACCGUCUGGAGGUUUUGGCCGUUUUUGCUUCCACUGUGCUGAUCCAGCUGGGAGCCUUGUUCAUCCUCAAGGAGAGUGUCGAGCGCUUCAUGGAGCAGCCGGAAGUCCACACUGGGCGCCUGCUGGUGGGCACCUUUGUGGCGCUCUUCUUCAACCUGCUGACAUUCAUGUCUGUGCGCAACAAACCCUUCGCCUGUGUGUCCCAAGCGGCCAGCAGCAGUUGGCUUCAGGAGCACGUGGCAGAUCUGAGCAGAAGUUUGUGCGGCGUGAUUCCAGGCCUGAGCAACGUGUUGCUGCCUCGCAUGAACCCCUUCGUCCUUAUCAACCUGGCGGGGGCGCUCUCCCUCUGUGUGACCUACAUGCUCAUCGAGAUCAAUGACUACAAGGGGGUGGACACAGCGUCGGCGGUGGCCAUUGCCCUCAUGACCUUUGGCACCAUGUACCCCAUGAGUGUUUACAGCGGCAAAGUGCUGCUUCAGACCACGCCCUCUCACGUCAUCGGCCAGUUAGACAAGCUGCUUCGAGAGGUAUCGACGCUUGACGGCGUGCUGGAAGUUCGCAACGAACAUUUCUGGACACUGGGAUUUGGAUCUCUGGCGGGCUCCGCCCACGUGCGCAUCCGCCGGGACGCCAACGAGCAGCUGGUCCUGGCGCACGUGACCAAUCGUCUGCUGCCACUCGUGUCCACGCUGACGGUGCAGAUCUUCAAAGACGAUUGGACACGGCCCCUUCUCGCGUCCCUGAGCGGCCCGCCUGCGGGCGCCGCCGCCGAAGCUUAUGCCGCCCUUACCUCUCUGCCGCCGGCGCCACUGGAUUCUGACCCGCUGACGUCGACGCCCUCCAAGCCCAGCGGCCCGCCGCCUGAGUUCGCCUUUGACACGCCAGGCCGGAACGCUCAGCCCGUGCUGCUCCCGGCGAGCGCUCACCGGCACCAGCAUCAGCGUGCUCACGGGCUCUACCGGGGCCUGGCCUAUGCCGGGGCGCCCCUGGGCCUCCGCAUGCCAGGACUGGGCGGUGGAUAUGGACUCGAGGGGGCUGACUACAGAAAUCUGGGGAGCUUCGCCCACCCGUACAGACAUUACACCCCCAAAUGAUUGGGCUGAGGGCACGCGUCCCCAUAGACGAAUCAGAACUCUGUGGAACUCUGACGUUGCGCAGGAGUUUGUUGUAAAACCUUUUUAUUUUACAUUUUGAAAAUAAUGUGGUCGAUAAACUGCCCUUGAUUUUGUGUACAAAGCCUUCAUCGCAAGUGGGAAUAAACAUAAUUUAAGGCUUCGUCGCCCGGCCUCAGUGAGUGCGGUUCAUCGUAACUGAGUAAGGUUCAUCAUACACAGGUGCGCGCUGCCCGAUCAUCACAUGGCUCUAUAUGCUUUUUGUGAUGGCAUUGCGUGGUUUCGUAUUGCCAUGUGGUACUGUAUUUUUGUUGCUGUUGUUGUAUUUCGACAUGAUUGUGUUUUCUUGUGUAGUGCCCUACAGAUUGUUUUAUAAUAUUUGUAAAUAGGGCCGGUGUACUGCCGGGCUGACUGGAACCGUGACAAAAACUUCUUGUUUGUGGUUUUGCUGCCAGAUAUCCCAGAAAUACUUGUAUUCGAUUUGUGUUUUACAAUAUACCACGAUUAUUGUAAUAAUUGAAUUAUUUGUCGUUGUUUCCCUCCAUUAAUCAAGGAAUGAAAUACAAACAAAACAUGUUUCCAUCUA